ACUGCCAGGUUCCUGUUCGUUCAUUUAACAUAGCCCUAAACGCAUCAUGGAGGACGAUUACGGUGGCGUUACGGAUUCCCCCAAACGCGGACCAACCCUUUCGACUUCAACGUCCAGCUUCGAACCGUUUGACGCCCACGAUCCCAACCUGUCCCGGUUAGCGACGAAAAUGUUCCAGAAAACGGGGGAAUACAUAAGCCACGAGCUGAAUACAACGGCAAACGAUUACAAGCUGAUCGAGAACAUGAAUAAAGCCAUGAUGGGCAAGGUGCUGGAGAUGAAGCAAAUGUCCGAAUCGAUCGCGGCCAAGAAUAGUGAACUGAACCGGAAGUAUGAAGAAUUGAAACCACUUCUGCAAAAAGUAGACGAUAUCGAGUCCACCGUGGAUAAACUGGAAGCAGCCGCGUUCCAGCUGGAUUCCUAUACGAUUAGGCUGGAAAAUAAGUUUAAAGCUCUGAAAGCUAAGAAAUAACAGAUUAAUGUGUGAAAUAACCAAAGACUAAUCCGUAGUCACACGUAAGU
Messenger RNA from Ochlerotatus camptorhynchus, 522 nucleotides. It is a transcript of the gene Blos2, whose product is annotated as biogenesis of lysosome-related organelles complex 1 subunit 2. Gene Ontology annotation, molecular function: gamma-tubulin binding. Gene Ontology annotation, biological process: lysosome localization; endosomal transport. Gene Ontology annotation, cellular component: BLOC-1 complex; BORC complex; gamma-tubulin complex. NCBI's taxonomy places the organism in Eukaryota, Metazoa, Arthropoda, Insecta, Diptera, Culicidae. The transcript has 2 exons. Bases 47 to 472 code for a protein of 141 amino acids. The record is from RefSeq and is a predicted model, not a curated record.